Messenger RNA from Betta splendens (Siamese fighting fish), 1096 nucleotides. RefSeq lists its product as uncharacterized. The transcript is spliced from 5 exons. The record is from RefSeq and is a predicted model, not a curated record. Bases 129 to 944 code for a protein of 271 amino acids. Gene Ontology annotation, biological process: response to bacterium. Lineage: Eukaryota; Metazoa; Chordata; Actinopteri; Anabantiformes; Osphronemidae.
UGUUCUUACACCAUGUUUAACCAACAUCUGGUCUAGUUUCCGUUUCUCGUUGUUACACGUUGGGAAGCUGCAGGAAAUACACUUUGACCAGAGACAGAAGUCAGUCAAGUCAUAGAAGCUGCAUCACAAUGACUGGACUUCUGGCCGCUUUGUUCUUUCUUAAUACAGCAUUUUUGUUUGAAACAAAUGUUCCUGAGCAGAUGCUUCUCGUUGUGGCUGAAUCUGGUGAAGAUCUGACUCUGACAUGUACAGUCACCGACACUGAAUUUGGGAUGUUCUACUGGUUUAAACUGAACUUCGGGUUUAUGGUCCAAACUGUUGCUUCAGGAACAUUUAACACAGCAUCACUUCAAGGACAGUUUGACAACUCAAGAUUCACCUUCUCAAAGUCAGACGCUCAGUUUUUUCUCCAUAUCAGAAAUGUGAGCAAAGCAGAUGAGGCGACGUACUUCUGUCAAGCUGGAACCUCGUACACCAUGAGGAUGCUUAACGGCACACUCCUGGUAGUGAACGAUAAAAAGCUGCAGGAACCAAACUACGUGCUGCAGAAACCAGACACAGUCUCCGUGGGUCCAGGAGGCUCAGUGACUCUCCAAUGUUCAGUCCUGUCCAAGGAGGACGACAGAGACCAGUGUUCAGAGGAACACAGAGUUUACUGGUUCAGAGGUGGAGCCCACGGAUUUAACCCAGGCUUCGUUCACACUCCGUGCAUGGACGGAGAAGAUGGAGGCAGAAGAAGCUGCAGUUACAGCUUCUCCAAAACCAUCCAGGACUCCUCUGACGCUGGGACCUACUACUGCGCUGUGGUCACAUGCACACAGAUCCUGUUUGGUGGAGGAACAAGAGUGGAGACAAAUCAAGUGGAUCCAGUUGUCGUUGUUUUAGGCGUCCUGCUGUCGGUCUGUGUGACUGUGUUCGCCAUCUUUGUAGUCUUAAAGGACUGAAGGCAUCAGAUGUGCUGAGAGCAGAAGCUCCUGCUUCUCUGCUGCUGAACUAUAGCAACAAGCUCAGCGUGUCCAGCGCCAGUGCCGUUUAGUGUAACUGCAGCAAGUAGACACUUGAUGUAAACAUUCAUAGAAAAGCAUUGAGAUCUAAU